This is a messenger RNA of Daphnia magna, 2620 nucleotides long. RefSeq lists its product as uncharacterized. Bases 228 to 2183 code for a protein of 651 amino acids. The transcript is spliced from 5 exons. Gene Ontology annotation, molecular function: protein binding. The record is from RefSeq and is a predicted model, not a curated record. NCBI's taxonomy places the organism in Eukaryota, Metazoa, Arthropoda, Branchiopoda, Diplostraca, Daphniidae.
GGUUCAGGAUAUUUAGAGCUUACGUCAGUGUGGGCGAAUUCGUAACCAUCUGGAUUGACUAGAGGCAUGAAGAACCAGUCAACAUCGUCGACGUAUUGCGGAUGAGCAGCGUAAUUUUCAACCAACUCCCGGACGAUUGGUAUCACCGGCUUUACUUCACGCGUAUUUUAAAAUGCCCGCUGCUCCAACACCACCUAGUAUCGCUUUUCUAAUCUCACGAGGAGGACAUGUCAACAAUGUGUUCACCAGGCAGUUUAAAAGUCAUCAACUAUGAAAGCUAUCGAGUUUUGCAAGAAGUUAUAGCCGAUAUUGAAAAUGUCUCCUUUGUUUCUUCUUCGUGUGAUUCUGAUUUAUGGUUUGUAGGAUAUAGUGGUUCCAAGCUGCAUAUUUUGCCGGCACUUGACCCACCAAAAGGACAGAUUAUUUCUUUUGAAGAUAACACUAUUUCUUCAACAUGCUUUUCAUCUGAAGGAAUAUUUGUCACAUUGGGAAAUGAUAGAAUUGCCAUUAUCAGUCAUACGGAACAUCGCUGGAAAAAGAAAGCACAGUAUGAUUUUGACUUGAGGGAAAGAAAAAUAAUAGCAUGUUUCACAGUGGAAACUGGUCUAAUUAUUUUCAUUCAACAUUCCAAUCUUCUCAUUGUUGGAUUUUCUGAAAAUCCACCAGAAUGGCUACAAAUUGCUAAAAUUGAUUGCCUUGAAGCACCAAAAGCAGUGUGCCUUUGCCAGUCAUCCAAGUCUGUACCUGAUUGCUAUUUCAUUGGAACCCAAGAUGGCCAUGUCUACCAACUGCAACUGCACCACAGAAAUUUGACCUUUUUAUGCGAUAUUCAACAACCCAUAAUAUCUAUUCAGAUUGCAGACGAUAAAACAACACUAGUUGUAGGAAAGUAUGGGAAAAUUGCAAGGCUAGUCGGCCCAACGAAAGAGGCUAUAAUUUCUUUUUCACCGACGGCUGUUGAAAACUGUUUCUAUUCUGGACACCAGCUUUAUUUAAUGGGAUCUAAUCAGCUUUAUUCAAUGGAAAUCAAGCUUGCAAGUGAUGGUCGCUUUUUGGAGGAAGCCAUGUAUUGCAAAGUCCGAUUCGUCCGAGCCGUGCAUUUACAAGGAGAAACAAUUUUCAUCUUAACAGAAAAUGGAACAAUCUAUCAAUGCAGUCUCUUGUUUGGAUCAAACGAAGAAAAACCAAGCCACCAACGUAAUGGCGCCGAGGUAAAACAAAUUUUGCAAGAGAUUCACCGCUGCGCUGACAGUGCUAAAACAUUGAGCACUGUUAGGGAGAGCGUACUUCUUGAUGUUGCCCAGCUCUCUAUAGCAUUGAACAUGGUUAAUCAAGACAUCUGUGAUCGUUUCCCAGUCAUCGUUCAGAGUUUCUCUGAACCCAAAUGCCCUCGAAACCAGCGUCUGAUCAUUUCUGUUACCAACAAAUCCGCAUGGAAUCUAUCGUCUCGCUACUGGAGUUUUCAGAUCAGCGUCCAUCCAGCCAAUCAAAGUUCGCUUUUUUUCAGAGACGAGUGGAAAACGGGAGACACUGUAGAGCUGGAACACCAGUUGGUUCUGCUGGAAGACAUAUUUGAUGUCACAAUAAAAAUAUCUCUGAUAUUCCGCCUUGUCGACCCCAAGAAGAUGACUGAGCUACAAUCACUCGCCGUUUUCCCGUUAUCAACCAUUAAACUUUGCGCACUGGAUUUCUUGGAGCCAGUGGUAUCAGAUCUGUUCGAUGCGAAGAACAGUCAUUCGGAUGUGAUUGGAUUCAGCCGCACUCAAAUAAAAGGCUGCCCGUGGCCGAUUUUAUUGCAACGGAGUUGGCAUCGUGGCUUCGCCCAGCGAAUUGGAGAUGCUUCCCCCAUGCAGAUGGUUUUACGUUGUGGAACGCAUUUAUUGCGCAUGAACUUGAAGGAAGAUGAAAAUCACUCAGACAAGAUAUGGAUCCUCAGAAUAGAAACUUCUAAUUACAAGCUUUUACGUUUCUUGCGUAACCAAAUUUUUCAGUUAAUCGAAGGUCGUUAUCCGCUUGUCAAGCCGGACUUUGUGAAAAUUCCAAGCCAUGUCCUCGCCCACCUCCAGAAUCUUAGGGGGCGACUGAAUUAUCUUCAAAAUCUUGGUAAUUGGGAUGAGUCGGAUACUGAGCCUCUAAUGGAAGAAUUUCGUCUUCUCAUGGCAAAACAACUUUCCCUUAGAUGAACCAGACAGAGAUGUUGUAAUAAAAGAAUUACAAUAAACACUAGGCGACUCAGUUUUCUCUUUACGGAACUCGGUGGACUUUAGGCCGCCAUACGUUGUGCAACAUGUCUACGUUUUUAACUAGUUCCAAUGUCUAAAUUCCGAAUCUCGCGGACCGAUAAGUAUGUCUAUAACGGCUCAAAUGCUUCUAGAGAGAAACAAAUUAUAAUAGUCCCUUAUUUAUCUUGGGAUUGUAAAUAAUUUUGCGCUGUCUGAGCUGAUGACGCCUGAAUUAAAAAUUCAUUUCGCACUCUUGAAAAGUACGUGGGUUGGCUGCAUUCACAUCGGCGUUGUAAUAUACUCCUGAAGUCCUCAUUUAAAACUUAACUCCACAGAACUGCUACAUAUUGUGAUACGGAAUUUGAAUAUACAAAUAUUAUUUUUCUGUUGUUAUACGA